AACCUGCCAUCAGUAGAAACACCUACCACUUUUUCGUUCUCCAUUGCCCCAGUACCCAUCAUUGUUGCAGGCAAUUAAUCACGGAACAAAGCCGCUGGGAAGACCUUUAUCUUAUCGAAGCGUAUCAACCCUUUAAAAAUAUCCGUAUACAACAAUAAUAACCACCAAGUAUCUGCCGUCGUCGCGUCGUGAUAGGUGCCCAUACACGCCAGUGCUAGCAGCGAACUGGGGCCCAAUGGACCUGCUCAACGUUCUCAAGUGCCGAUUGGAGAUUGUUGACGAUUCGAUUACCACCCGGCAGCUGAUAGACGAGUUGGUUUCCUGCGGUCCGCUGGACGCUCCAGUUCACUUGACCGAGCUGGACAACGUGGUCAAACGUCACUACCAAUGGGUUCGUCAGAUGCCGGUGGUGCAUCCGUUUUACACCGUCCGGAGCAACAACGACACUCGGAUUUUGGGAGCCACGGUACUGCUGGAUUGUGGUUAUGUUUGCACAUCCAAGGUGGAGGCGAUGCAGGUUCUGGAACUGGGGGUUGACCCCGAGUGGAUUCUGUUGAAGAGCGUGGCGGACAAUGAAGAUCUUUUGAAGUUUGCUCGACGGAAACGUUUGCUGGUCACGUUUAGGGAUGAACAGGAACUAAGGAGUAUUCAUCGCAGUUAUCCGGAAGCAGAGUUACUAAUAAACUUUGGUUAUGAACUAGAUCCAAGUCUAGAGCACGAUUCUCAAAUAGAAACCCAUGAACUCCUGAACCUUGCUAAGGAACUCGGAAUGGAUGUCAUAGGUUGGAGCUUCGAAUCAACGACUAGUCAUAGGGACCAAGACAUAAUGUAUGAUGUCGUUCGAAAAGGGCGAGAAAUCACUGACUUCGCCAUGAUCGUUGGGUUCGAUUUCAAUUUCAUCAAUCUAGGUAACGGGAUUCCGGAAUGCCAAGACCAAGACUUGUCGCAGUAUGCCACCCAGGUCAAUCGAUCGCUGCAAGAGUUCUUCCCAGAUCGUCGUAACUUCACGAUAGUGGCCGAAUCGGGAUCUUUCCACUGUGCUGCAGCUGUGACGGCAAUCAGCACUGUCAAUGGCAAACGAAUCUUCUGGCAUCCGGAGUUUCCGUCGCAAAUUGAUAGGGUGUUCUACUAUUUGAACCAUGACAUCGGCGACGGGAGCUCGAACUUUCAACCCAUAAUUUGGAAGAACCCCAAGGAUUGUGGGAUGGUUUGUCGGUCCAGUUUGUAUGCAUCCAGCAAUGAGUGCCUGAUAGAGAACCUAUCUCUUCCAGAGGUGAACGAGAUGGAUUUCCUGGUGUUUGAAAAUCAAGGUGCCAGCACGAGUGACCUGAUGAGGUUACCAGUGCUUCCAAUCACAUUGACGUUCGUGCGCAGGAGCAUGUGGCACUUUUUGGAAUCACUGUCAAGCUCGGACAGUCCAAGAAGGUUUAUACUGAAUUCUCAAUAUCUUGCGAAGGAAUCGAAGAUCGAACGGUUGAAAUUUAAUUAAAUGAUAUGUAACAUAUCUAAAAAUCCAUUAGCAUUUAUACUAGUUUUAAACAUUUAAACAUCAAAAAUGUAAAGUAAUAAAUAAAACCACUGUAUAUAAUUUACACGUUUUACAGAAAGUGA
Messenger RNA from Aedes albopictus (Asian tiger mosquito), 1611 nucleotides. Its product is annotated as ornithine decarboxylase-like. Bases 236 to 1489 code for a protein of 417 amino acids. The record is from RefSeq and is a predicted model, not a curated record. Gene Ontology annotation, cellular component: cytoplasm. NCBI's taxonomy places the organism in Eukaryota, Metazoa, Arthropoda, Insecta, Diptera, Culicidae. Gene Ontology annotation, molecular function: ornithine decarboxylase activity. The transcript is spliced from 3 exons.